Messenger RNA from Panicum virgatum (switchgrass), 1357 nucleotides. RefSeq names its product xylanase inhibitor protein 1-like. The transcript has a single exon. The record is from RefSeq and is a predicted model, not a curated record. Gene Ontology annotation, molecular function: chitinase activity. Lineage: Eukaryota; Viridiplantae; Streptophyta; Magnoliopsida; Poales; Poaceae. Gene Ontology annotation, biological process: carbohydrate metabolic process. Gene Ontology annotation, cellular component: extracellular region. The coding region runs from base 123 to 1139 and encodes 338 amino acids.
CAUUCCGUCGACGACACACAAGAAACGACCAAACACUUGCAUUGCACGUAGCCCAAUCCCAUCAUCUAUUCAAAGAUUCCAAACCCCUAUCUCUGUAUAAAUAUCUGUCCCUGCUGCAAGCAAUGUCUAUCUAUCGAUCGAGAACAAGAACCAUCUCACUGCAGUCUCAUCUCAUCAUGGCGUUCCAACGCCACCGUUCGUGGCUGCUCCUCCUCGCCCUCGCUUGCCUGUUGUACCUCGCUGCCACGGCCGCCGAGGCCAAGCGGACCGGCGAGCUGACGGUGUUCUGGGGCCGGAACAAGGACGAGGGCACCCUGCGCGAGGCCUGCGACACCGGGCUGUACAACACCGUGGUCAUCUCCUUCCUCCGCGUCUUCGGCCACGGUAAAUACUGGACCGACCUCUCGGGCCACCCGCUCCACGGCAUCGGCGCCGACAUCAAGCACUGCCAGUCCAAGGGCAUCCCGGUGUUCCUCUCCAUCGGCGGCGGGGGCACCGACUACUCCCUCCCGUCCUCGGCGUCGCCGGAGGCCGUCGCGAACCACCUCUGGAACGCGUACCUCGGGGGCGGCAGCGGCGAUGUGUUCCGCCCCUUCGGCGACGCGGCGGUCGACGGCGUCGACUUCUACAUCGACCAUGGCGCGCCCUCCGAGCCCUACGACGAGCUCGCGCGCCGCCUCGACUACUUCAACAGCAUGUACUACCACGCCACGGCCAAGCACGUGCGGCUCACGGCCACGCCGCGCUGCGCGUUCCCGGACCGCCGCCUCGAGCGCGCGCUGGAGACGGGGCUGUUCGAGCGCAUCCACGUCCGCUUCUACGGCGACGAGGAGGAGCGGUGCUCGUACAAGAAUGGCGGGGUCGACGGCGUCGUGGAGGAGUGGGAGAAGUGGACGGCGAGGUACCCCGGGAGCCAGCUCUACGUGGGGCUCGCCGCGGCCGAGAGCGGCGUGCCGGAUGGGGCGUCGCCGCCCGUCGAGGUGUACCUCAAGUACCUCUACUACGACCUGCUGCCCAAGGUGCAGAAGGCGGACAACUAUGGCGGGAUCAUGAUCUGGGACAGGUUCACCGACAGCAGGACCGGAUACAGCACCGCCGUCAAGGGCUGGGCGUCCUGCUCUUAUGGCGGCUGUGUUUAAUUUAUUUAUUUCACUAUAAUAUAUAUAUAUAUAUAUAUAUAUAUAUAUAUAUAUAUAUAUAUAUAUAUAUAUAUAUAUAUGCGCGCGCCAUUACUGUAUGGACUGCAGUUGCUUUCGAUUGCAGUCAAUGGAAUAAAAAUAAGGCUGAUGAAUUUCCAUGGAUGUGACGCUAUAGGGAAUCAGGAAAAAAUUUCUAUGUUUUGGUCGGUGGCGACGAA